Molecule: messenger RNA, 1865 nt
Organism: Ctenopharyngodon idella (grass carp)
Lineage: Eukaryota; Metazoa; Chordata; Actinopteri; Cypriniformes; Xenocyprididae
Gene: ctso
Product: cathepsin O
Exons: 8
Coding region: 108-1103 (331 amino acids)
Cellular component (GO): lysosome
Molecular function (GO): cysteine-type endopeptidase activity
Source: RefSeq, a predicted model, not a curated record
AUAGAGCGCUCUGCUCUCUCUGCUGCAGGAAAUAAUCUACAGCAGAAAUGAAAGUUGCCAAAGUGUACUGAAGGGUUUACUAAACGUUCGCUUAUGAUUCCGUUUAAAUGGCGUUUAUUUUAACAUUUGUUAUUUUGAUAAUUUACCAUGAACUGCUCACAGGAUCCAUCAGCGUCGAGCUAAGUAGGAAAUAUCUGACGGACGAAGAACGACUGAUGACUUUUCAGCAAGGAAAUGAAAACAACGAACCCUAUCAGAGACUGAUUAAUUUGCAGAGUUCACUCAAGAGACAAGCCUUUCUGAACUCACUGAAGAAAUCAAACCAUUCUGCCCAUUAUGGCAUCAACCAGUUCUCUGACUUAUCUCCAAAACAAUUCAAAGAGCGAUAUCUCACAGCUCGGGCUGAGACGGCUCCAAAGUUUGACCCAUCUAGGGCUGGAAUUCAAGUUAAGAUGAAUUAUCCACCCAAAUUUGAUUGGAGGGACCAUGGAGUUGUUGGACCAGUGCGAAACCAAGAGUCGUGUGGAGCAUGCUGGGCCUUCAGUGUGGUGGAAGCCAUUGAAUCCGUGUCAGCUAAAGAUGGUGGAAAACUACAGAAGCUCAGUGUGCAGCAGGUUAUAGACUGUUCUUACGAAAACUAUGGCUGUAAUGGUGGAUCCCCUGUUGAAGCUCUGUACUGGCUCAUACAGACCAAAUUGAAGUUAGUGAACGAGGCGGAGUAUCCCUUCAAAGCCGUGGCUGGAAUCUGCCAGUACUUUCCUCUGUCUCACGAUGGAGUGGUAGUGAAGAAUUACUCCUCUUAUGACUUCAGUGGACGUGAGGAGGUGAUGAUGAGCAUCCUGGUGGAGUCGGGGCCUCUUGUUGUCAUUGUGGAUGCCAUCAGCUGGCAGGAUUAUCUGGGCGGCAUCAUUCAGCACCACUGCUCCAGCCACAAUGCCAACCAUGCCGUACUGAUCACCGGUUAUGAUACCACAGGGGAAGUGCCAUACUGGAUAGUACGCAAUUCAUGGGGGACCUCAUGGGGUGACAAUGGAUAUGCUUACAUAAAAAUAGGGAACGACAUGUGUGGCAUUGCGGACAGUGUUGCUGCUGUUUUUGUGUAAUUGUCAAUAAUCUUUGUACUUCCGUGGUAAGACCGUGGCAGAUCGACAUUUUAAAAUAUCACUCUCAGGACAAGAAUCCUCCAGUGUAGCUGAUGAGAAUUGUAAAAAUUCUCACGUAACAAAUCCUUUUGCUUUGCGAAUGCAAAGCAAAUAUGCUGCUAUUUGAGCUAAUACACCAUAUUCCUUAUCCCAGCCACUGUAGCCCAAAAUAAUCUGAAUCAGAGCCGGAUUUCAUUUUAGUUAUGAAACACGCACUAACUAGAUUUGUCCUUAAGAAUGUUUUAAUCUUCAGAAAACACUGUUAGUAAGUACAGUAUAAGUGCACAGCUGAACUGAACUCUUAUUGUAUUGUGACAUUGCACUGAUUAAGGACACACAAGUGAACUCGUCUGAGAAAAAUGUGAAAAUUUAUAUUAUUUUAUGUGAAUACUAAUUAUAGCCUUAGAUUUAAAAUCAUUAAGUGCUUAUUACUACAGUACAGUAUGUACCAGAUAUUCAGAUUUGAUCUGCUUUUAUACACAUUUGUAACUACAAAGUUUGGUUCCGCUUUAUUUUAGGGUGCCCUUGUUACAGUGUAAUUAUACAAAUAACUACGGAGUAAUUUUAAUUAACAACAUGUACUUACUAUAUACUUAGGGUUAGGGUUUGGUUUAGUUGUUUGUAAUUAAUAUGCAUAAUUUACUGUUACUAUUACUAUAGUAAGUACAUGUAAGAUGUGUAACAGGGAAACUGUACAAUAAAGUUUACUUUUUAUUGUGUUUA